GCGACCCACCCCCGCGCGGCGGCGCCAGGUGAGUAGAACCAGGGUCCCGGGGUUCGCCCCCCACUUUCCCCAACUUUUUGUUUGGCCCCUCCCUCAGGAAGGGCCCCGGGGGCCGGGAGCCCGAUCCUCGCUUUCCGGGGGGCCACACACUCGGAAUGUGGGCGCGGGCGGAGGCGGGAAUCCGGAGUGCAGGGGACCCGGCCCCGAGCAACUUUCCGCGACCUGGGACCUUCGGACUGUGUCUCCAAGUUUCUGCCUCCCUGGGGUCCCCAGCGUCGACUCACGCCCUCCAGGGUCUAGGGGUCUCGGAGCGUGUCCCCAUCCCUCUGCACGCCUCUGCCUCCCUCCCGCAGGGACGCGCAGGGGCUCAAGGGUGACCUUUCCGGAGGUGGGGCUGGGGCGCCAGCUCUGGCCUGGGGUGAGUGGUCACUUCUCCCGUUUCGGGCUGGGGUGAAGGCUCCACACGCAGAGACCAGGGGGAAACGAGCCUCACUUCCUCCCAGGACGCUCCGGUGGCUGUGCCGAGAAGUGCCCAGCGUUGGGCUGGGGUCCGGAGCCCCGGCGUCGGGUCCUUGGGUGGCAGUGUGACCCCGGCAGGCCCCUCCGCCUCUUUGGGCCGCAGUUUCCGUCUGUAAAAACCAGGCUUUGAAUGCGGUAGACGCUGCGGCUCUAUCUAGGCCUGGGCCUUCAGCGCUCCUGUUCGAGGCAGGGAUGGGGUGUCCUGCUUUAAGCUUCGGGGUGCGGAUGGGAGUGAGUAGGUAGUACGGCCUCUUCCCUGGGGUCUCGGCUACGGGUUCCAGCGCCGGAGCUGUUUAGAAAGCAGACUGGGGAGUGAGGGCGCACCACUGGACAGCGAGGUCCUAGCCUCCUCUCCGGCGGCCCUGGGCGCCCGGGCGGGGGCCCCGUUUCCUCCCACACCCUCCCUUCCGUGGGGGCCACACCACGCGCAGCCCGGCUACUCGUGCCCGGGUCGGGAUGUAGUCCUCAGGCUGCAGGCCGGGCCGCACCAGCAGCCGGGAGGAGCUUAAGCCGGGCGGCCCGCACCCUGGGGCGGCCUGAGGUGCAGGGGCGGUGCUGCUCCGGCCGGGACGCGGGCCACUGAGGCCUCGGGCGGAGGAGGCCGGAAAGGAGGCCAGGCGGCGGGAAAGGGGGAUGAUUCAUCCAAAGGAGCCCGAAUUGGAAACGCUGCAACCUGGGAACAGCCUUGCCCGGGCCGAUGGGAGAGCCAGGAGGCGAGUUCGCCCGGCGAGGCCCUGCGCCCAGCACCGGCAGCCCCCUGCCUCCUGCCCUGACCACAGCCCUGCCGAUGGGGGAGAGGGAAGCCUCUUCUGCGCCGAGUUUAAAGAAAUCCUGGGCAAAGUCUGUCUCUGGUCACGGUCAGAGCGGUCUUCCCGGAGUCUAGCUCAAGUCUCUCCUGCUGCAGCUUCAGUGCUGACUGAGGAGGUCUGGAAGGAGGGGGCGGGCAGGAAGAGGCUGGAAGCUGUGACACCCCCUCCUUCCUACGCUGCGGUAGGUAAAGCGCAGUAGGGGGGAGGUGGGGCCCGCGAGCGACCCCAGCGGACCCGGGCGGUCUGCGCACCCCCUCCUGUUUUUACUACGGUGCAGCCACGUGCGGGGGUGAGGUCGAGCCCGGGCGGCACUUACCCUGGAGACGCCGUUGCCGGGCGCCCCCACACCUCCCGAGGCUCGGGAUCCGCGGGCUGGCGAAGAGGGCGCAGGCGGCCGGAGCCCCGCAGCCGAGGAUGCGCCAGGGAGCAGCCCGCGCCCCCUCCCUCCGCUCCGCCCGCGGGCCCAGCCAACUCGGGCUUCUGCCGCGCGUCCCUGGCUCGGAGCUCCGCUGCGGAAAACCCGAGCGGGGGCGGCUCCCCGCCUCGCCGCCCGGGAAAAUCCGGGGGUGGCCGCCAGGGAUCUCCAAGCGUCCUGGGCGAGGCAGCACGAUCUUCCCUCCGGGAUUUGGGCCCCCAACCUGGCUCUCCGACCCUAGGCCCGUCGGUUCAGUCCCUGCCUCCCAUCUUCUCUCCGCAGAGCGCUCAGACGACGGCGAGAUGACGGCCGGGAGCCCCGGAGACUGCGGGGAGGUGCGGAGGAGCCCCGAGGGCCGCGUCUCUCGCCUGGGCCGCCGCCUGGGCCGCCGCCGGCGCCCGCGCUCCCCGCCCGAGCCUCUGCGGGUGCGGGCGCGGCUGCGGCUGCGCUCGCCGUCGGGGGCGUUCGCGGCGCUGGGCGCGCUCGUGGUGCUGGUGGGCAUGGGCAUCGCGGUGGCCGGCUACUGGCCGCAUCGCGCCGGGGCCCCAGGUCCCCGGGCCGCCAAUGCCAGCGCGCCCCCGCUGAGCGAGCUUCGGCGCGAGGGUCGCGGCGCCGGCCGGGCCCACGGCCCUCACGAGCGGCUGCGGCUCCUUGGGCCGGUUGUCAUGGGCGUCGGCCUGUUUGUGUUCAUCUGCGCCAACACGCUGCUCUACGAGAACCGCGACUUGGAGACGCGACGGCUUCGCCAAGGGGUGCUGCGGGCUCAGGCGCUCCGGCCCCCCGACGGCCCCGGCUGGGACUGCGCUCUCCUCCCCAGCCCCGGCCCCAGGACUCCCCGAGCCAUAGGCUGCGCAGAGCCAGAAGGUUGGGACCUGUCCCCGCGUCGGGGUACCUCACCCGUCCCGUCAGUGCGGAGCCUGCGUUCAGAGCCUGCUAAUCCUCGCUUGGGGUUACCUGCCCUGCUCAGCAGUUACCCGCUGAAGGGCCCGGGGCUGCCCCCACCCUGGGGUCCACGGACCCAGACUGGCCAUGUGAUUAUCACCGUCCAGCCCUCUGGUUCCUGCAUCGAACAUUCCAAGUCUCUGGAUCUGGGCCUUGGGGAGCUGCUGCUUGGGGCCUCAGCAGCUCGGGACUGUGCCCACAGAAGCUGGCCACGGCUGGACCGCCUCAGUCUGGGGAGUUAUGCCAAGCUGGGAAGAGGAGGGGACUUGGGGGCCCGGGUUUGAGGAGCAGGGGACAGCCUGCCGUGAGGUUGCAGCAUGGACCAUGGUAACAGGACCAGGAGUCCCAAUGUCUAGUAGAUGCUUCAGUCACAUCCCAGACUGAGGACCGAUGCUCUGGCCCCAGCAGCUGCUAAGGCAUCCUGACUUGCAUGUCGGCAGAGAACUGCCAACUGCACAAGGGUUCAAUAAGCUGGAGAGAAUGUCUUUUAAUGUGGAGUCUGGAGACCUGCAUGACUCGGCCUCAGGAAUUCCUUCAGCCUCCAAAAGUGGCCUUAGCCCUGGACAGGUACCUGAGGGGGCUGGAGGCCCAGGCCAGGGUGAUUGGGAGAUGCACUUGGUGUAUUGGCAAACCCAAAGCGGUGGGCAAGGAAUCCUAAGACUUGGAAGGUAGGUUGGCAUGUUUCAGGCUGGGGCAGGCUCCCUCCAAGGUGGCACUGGUGGUGGGGUUUGGGCCUCCGGGAAGAUGGGCGGUGGGGUAGAGUUGAGACCCUCCACUGCCAUCUGGGAUGGGACUGAGCCUUUAGCUCCCACCACCUCACCCCCUUUCCUCCUUCAGCCAUGCAGGGUUCAUCCCACCGGGGCUACACUACUGCCUACGCCUUCCUACUGAUGGUCGGGGUCCCCCAGUCAGGUCUGAGAAGCCCCCUUCUCUCCUUCGUUGUGGCCUAUGCUGCAGAAUCUCCCUUCAGUUGGCAAAAAGCAUUUGCCAGUUCUCAGAAAUCCUUUUAUACAACGUUGAAGCUGCAUUUGGGCUGAUGUGGGUAGCUUACUUUAGAAAAUGGCUUGAUUUUUGGUCUCCCCCACCCUUGUUUAAUUUUUCCCAAAUUGCUGGUAGAGAAAGAGAACUUUAAAAGUCAAUCCUCACAGAUUCAGUCUGUUUUUUUAAGUUUAUUGAAAAAUGCAAAACAAGAAGCAAGACCAACGCAUAACUAAACACUACAACCACUUCUCUUACUACCAAGGCCAGAACAGCAGACUGAUUAUUGCCUACUUAAUCUAAGGAUUUUGCCAAUUUGAUUCUGCUGCCAUAGUUCCUAUUUUGUCAAGAGAUGUAAACAACUACUUGAUAUGAUUCAUAAUUUUUUAAAAAUUUACAAAGCUCCUUCAUUUUUGUCAUCAAAAUAAUAUAUUUGAGAGAGAUUUGUAAAAACCACCAGCCUGGGGCUGAGAUCCUGGGCAGAUAUUUCCCAUGAGCAUUCCUUGGUGUUGGUCAGGCCAUAGCUCUGGCGUCACUUCCCAGGGUGACUGUUGUCCCCUCAGCUGCCCUGCAGAACACAUGG
Messenger RNA from Diceros bicornis minor, 4246 nucleotides. RefSeq names its product transmembrane protein 200B (gene TMEM200B). The transcript has a single exon. The record is from RefSeq and is a predicted model, not a curated record. Bases 1743 to 2969 code for a protein of 408 amino acids. Lineage: Eukaryota; Metazoa; Chordata; Mammalia; Perissodactyla; Rhinocerotidae.